GACUGAUGUCAUCUCCUGCUGUCCUGUGUGCAGGUGGACCGUCACCUGCGCAAACUGGACCAGGAACUGGCCAAGUUCAAGAUGGAGCUGGAGGCCGACAACGCCGGCAUCACAGAGAUCCUCGAGAGGCGGUCGUUAGAGAUGGACAGUCCGUCUCAGCCCGUCAACAACCAUCAUGUCCACUCCCACGCCACCGCUGAGAAGAGGAAGUACAGCGCUCCGACUCAUCACACCACAGAACACGUUCCAGAGAAGAAGUUUAAGUCUGAAGCUCUUCUGUCCACGCUGACCUCAGACGCCUCCAAGGAGAACACGCCAGGUUGCCGUACCAACAGCACGUCCUCGUCCACCAACAACGUGUACAGCGUCAACUCGUCUCAGCCUCUGGCCUCCUACAACCUCAGCUCUCUGCCGGCGGGGCCCGGGGCCGGAGCGGGGGCCAUCACCAUGGCUGCCGCUCAGGCUGUACAGGCCACCGCACAGAUGAAGGAGGGCCGCAGGACGUCCAGUCUGAAGGCGAGCUACGAGGCCAUCAAGAACAACGACUUCCAGCUGGGCCGAGAGUUCGCUCUGAGCCGGGACAGCAGCGGGUACUCCUCCUCCGCUCUGGCCUCCACCCUCACCCAGACCCUCACCCCCACCACCACCUCCGACUCCCGGGGACGCAAGUCCAAGUACGACACUCACACACACUCACACUCAUUCACUCACACAUACACACUCACACUCACACACACUCUCACACUC
Messenger RNA from Plectropomus leopardus (leopard coralgrouper), 747 nucleotides. The record is from RefSeq and is a predicted model, not a curated record. NCBI's taxonomy places the organism in Eukaryota, Metazoa, Chordata, Actinopteri, Perciformes, Serranidae.